AUGAGGCUUUCCUUGUUGCACCCAGAAAGAUUUGGUGCUGUAAUAACUUUAGGCAUUCCUCCUGGUCCCUAUGCUAUCAAAAACCACCUUCUCCCCAAAGGCUUCUACGUUACUAGGUGGCAGGAGCCUGGGAGAGCAGAAGCAGAUUUUGGCCGGUUUCCUGUGAAAUCGGUGAUAAGGAACAUCUACACUCUCUUCUCUAAAAGUGAGGUUCCAGUAGCAGCUGAUGAUCAAGAAAUCAUGGACUUGUUCAACCCAUCUACUCCUCUACCACCAUGGUUCUCUGAGGAAGACCUUGCAACCUAUGCAUCUUUAUAUCAAAAAUCUGGAUUCAGAUAUGCAUUGCAGGUUCCUUACAGGAGUCUCAAGGUGGGAACUGGCUUAGGUGAAGUGAAGGUUACAAAUCCAACUCUUCUCAUCAUGGGUGAGAAAGAUUAUGUUUUCAAAGUUUCCAGGCACGGAGGACUAUAUCCGAAGUGGGGCAGCGAAAAAUGUUGCGCCGGACUUGGAAAUCACAUAUAUUCCGGAAGGAAGCCAUUUUGUGCAUGAACAAGUUCCAGACAAGGUGAACCAGCUCAUCAUUGAGUUCACUGACAAACAAAGUAUCUAAAUCUGUUAUGCGGCCAAAAGGAUGUUUCCAUUAAGAUCUGUGUAAUUUCUAGUCUGCUUAAUCCA
Molecule: messenger RNA, 675 nt
Organism: Vigna umbellata (rice bean)
Lineage: Eukaryota; Viridiplantae; Streptophyta; Magnoliopsida; Fabales; Fabaceae
Source: RefSeq, a predicted model, not a curated record